Pyrus x bretschneideri (Chinese white pear) is the source of this 562-nucleotide messenger RNA. RefSeq names its product nuclear transport factor 2B. Gene Ontology annotation, biological process: nucleocytoplasmic transport. NCBI's taxonomy places the organism in Eukaryota, Viridiplantae, Streptophyta, Magnoliopsida, Rosales, Rosaceae. The record is from RefSeq and is a predicted model, not a curated record. The coding region runs from base 75 to 452 and encodes 125 amino acids. Gene Ontology annotation, cellular component: nuclear pore central transport channel. The transcript has 2 exons.
AAAAUCCCUCUUCCUUAUAUUCGUAGGCGGAAGUUCGCGUGAAGAGAGAAACAGAGAAGAUCGAAGAUCAAAAAAUGGAAGAGCAGGCUGAAAUGGUGGGGAGGGCAUUUGUGGAUCACUACUACCAUUUAUUUGACACUGAUAGAGCUUCCCUCUGUUCCCUUUACCAGCCUUCCUCUAUGCUGAGCUUUGAGGGGCAAAAGUUAUUUGGCGCUAAUGAUAUAUCUUCCAAGCUUAAUCAGCUGCCGUUUGAUCAAUGCAAGCAUUUGAUCAGCACCAUUGAUUCGCAGCCAUCGUCCCCAAGUGGCGGCAUUGUGGUCUUCGUCAGCGGCAGCCUCCAGUUACCGGGGGAAGAACACCACCUGAGAUUCAGCCAGAUGUUCCACUUGAUUCCCACUCCAGAAGGAACCUUUUUUGUGCAGAACGACAUAUUUCGACUCAAUUAUGGCUAAUUUAUAAAUUAUUACCCAAGCCAAACAAUGGGUUUUGCAAAGUAUUGCUGAAAUGUUGUUGCAACCUUGUUCUUGACUCUUGAAGGAAUAAAUACGUUUUAUCUGGUUAA